AUGCCUCCAAGGAUACGUAUUAGGCCGCGUGCCCUCCGCGCCUGCGCUUCACACCCUACCCACCCCAUCUCUCUACCCGCAAUCGCGACCUACGCCUCGGUAGCAGCUGCCUCAGCGACGACCCCCGCACCUCCCAUUCAGCAGACACACAAAGCCGCGCCCCCAGUGCUACGAUACCCGCCCACCCAACCGCCCUCUCACAAGCCGCCGGAGGUCCGCAAAACGCAACUGCACCGGCAGUAUCAAUCGCUCCUCAAGUCCUCGCCUUUGAUUUUGAUAUUCCAGCACAACAACGUCAAAGCGGUAGAAUGGAUGAGCAUAAGAAGGGAAUUGGCUAUUGCACUACGCAAGCUGGAUGCGGAGAGGGCGAAGAAUGGACAAGAGACGCUUGCAGAUGAAGUUAAGAUGCAGGUCAUCCAGACAAACAUCUUUGCAAGCGCAUUGAGAGUUGUCGAGUUCUUCAACCCGGAGCAGUUCAUGUUGGACCAUGCACAACACCCCACAGACCCGCGCACACCCACGAGCGCGCAGAUACCGCAGACGAGUAAUGACGCAGAGGACGAGCGCUUUACACACGGUCUCUCCAGACGGGCGCACGAAAUCGCAAACAACAGGAAGCUAAAGUUGGAACUAGAGCCUCUACUCUCGGGUCCUCUCGCUGUUGUCGCCUUCCCCGAUGUCGCUCCCCAGUACCUCAAGGCCGUCCUAUCCAUCCUGUCACCUUCGAAGCCCGACUUCCCUGCGCCAAGCCGGAAGGCGAGUCCAGACUACUACGAACCAGCGGUACAGGCUGGUCUUCAGAAGUUGAUGCUCUUGGGUGCAAGAGUAGAAGGCAAGGUCUUCGAUGUGGACGGCACGAAAUGGGUUGGCAGCAUUCCUGGAGGUCGCGACGGACUCCGAGCACAGCUUGUGCAGAUGCUGCAAGGUAUCGGUGGAAGCCUCACUAGUGCUUUGGAGGGUGCGAGCAAGAGUCUGUACUUCACCGUCGAAGGGCGAAGGAUGGAUAUGGAGGAGAAGGAGAAAGGACCUGCUGGUGACGACAAUCAGUCAUAG
Messenger RNA from Alternaria postmessia, 1053 nucleotides. RefSeq lists its product as uncharacterized. Gene Ontology annotation, biological process: translation. The record is from RefSeq and is a predicted model, not a curated record. Lineage: Eukaryota; Fungi; Ascomycota; Dothideomycetes; Pleosporales; Pleosporaceae. Gene Ontology annotation, cellular component: mitochondrial large ribosomal subunit. The transcript has a single exon. Gene Ontology annotation, molecular function: structural constituent of ribosome. The coding region runs from base 1 to 1053 and encodes 350 amino acids.